Messenger RNA from Malaya genurostris, 1045 nucleotides. It is a transcript of the gene Theg, whose product is annotated as testicular haploid expressed gene protein. The coding region runs from base 96 to 1040 and encodes 314 amino acids. Lineage: Eukaryota; Metazoa; Arthropoda; Insecta; Diptera; Culicidae. The record is from RefSeq and is a predicted model, not a curated record. The transcript has 3 exons.
CUAAAUUAGAUGUCAUAUAAUUUUCUAUUAGGCUAAAACUCCAACGAGUCGACAAAAUACGAGACAUUCUCAGACAAGAGUUUGUUUUUGCAAAAAUGGAUAACUGUUUUAGUGAAGAAAAAGCUACCAAGAUUCCAAAUUUCAGUUAUAAGAAAUCGUUUUUGUACACACCAUGUAAUUGUCCGGUUGUGAAUUGCGAUUUCUCCGGCCAAGAAAAACCAUCGACCGAACGAAAGUACAAAUCAUCACGGCGAACACGUAGAUUAGCCAGGCCAAAGUACGUGAUGGAAAAAUUCUAUCGGCGUCCGGUAAGACAAUACGAGCGCACUAUUCAAGUGGUUCGAUCUUACCGCGAACCUUACGCAUCCACUCGAAUCCAGCAUCUAGCAGUUCCGAAGGUACGCAAGCUAAUAGCAGCUCAGGAAGAGUACAAGAGGUUCAUAAAUCGAUGCUGGUAUGAUCGUUUCAGUAAAAGAAUCAAGCGGAGCAUGUUUACCGUCUACAGUCGAUUGGCGAAUGUACAACUGCCCCAGAUUAAACCUAAAUCUUCAAAAAUGACACCGGAACAAUGGAGCAAACAUCAACAAUGGCUCAAAGUUAACGCACUUCAUAGGAUGGCCAAACCAAUAAAAUUGAAACCUCGUAAAAGAAUGAAUUAUUCGAAUCUUUUAGAACGCAUCAUAAGCCUAUCGGCGCCUCGUUGGGAGAGAAAAAAAUUUACCGGCCCUGCUAAGUUUCAACCUGUCAAACCAAAAGCCCUCAGUGCGGUUGCCACCGAUAGAGUGAUGAAACUUUGCGUUCCCAGGGAGAGACAACGACGGACUAAAGGACCAAUUAAAGAAGACACUGUCAUUCCAGAAGAAGUUUUAAAAGCUGUUGCAUCCGAAAGAGUAGUGGAGCUGUCUAAACCAAAAGUUUAUAAAAACGUUAAGAAUGAAUACCGAGAAAAUCCUUUCACUGUUGCUCCACGUGCUCUCAAGGCAAAACCUAGCGAACGUGUAUUAGAAUUGGCGAAACCUAAAAAAGUAAAGAAAAGGUAGCAAAC